AUGCGUGUCGCUGUUGCUGCUGUUGUGCUCGGUGCCGGUGCCAUCACCAGCGCCCAACUAUCCAGCAUCCCACAAUGCUCUGUAAGACUUGUCCGCUCAAUGCCCCGGGCUCCAUAUCUCGUUUCAAGUUGGAAAACUAACCCCUGGUCUCUUCUCCGCCUUGUGGAACAGGUGGUGCCCUGCGUCAAACAAGCUUGCGAUGUCGCGGACCAACAAGGUACCAAUAUGAAAAAGACACAUUCGACCCUCCGUCUGAUCCUCUCUAAUCCACGCCGUGUAGCCGUUUCCAAAGUCGUCGUGUCUUUGUGCUCUGGCGUUGGCCAUCCGGUCUCUGUGCCCCCCGUGGACGCAUCGGCUCCCACAUCGACUGCUGCAGCCAGUUUUCCAACCACAGCAAGCAGCUCCAAUUCCACCACGGUCAGCGGUUUGGGCGGAAGCUCGCGGACUUCGUUUGCGGCCUCUCCAACUUCGACUUUGGGUUCUACGACUUUGGCCACGGUCAACACUGCUUCGCCUUCGCCUUCGCCUUCGCCUUCGUCUUCGAGCCCCGCCCUGUCUAACGGGGCCUCGGGGAUUCAAUCCGGAGUUGCUCAGGUGGCUGGUGCUGCCAUCCUGCUAGCCAGUGUUCUGUUUCUGGUCUGA
Molecule: messenger RNA, 642 nt
Organism: Aspergillus fumigatus Af293
Lineage: Eukaryota; Fungi; Ascomycota; Eurotiomycetes; Eurotiales; Aspergillaceae
Source: RefSeq, a predicted model, not a curated record